GAUAAUGCGCCAAUUCAUAGGUCAAAAACGGCUAGAAAGUAUAUGGAUGCACACCUAAUUCAGUGCUUGGAUUGGCGUGCACAAUCGCCAGUUCUGAACCCGAUUAAGAACGUUUGGCGCCUUAUGAAGCUGCGUAUCUCAAAGCGCAGAGAAUAUAUACAUACACGCGAUCAGAUGGUUCAGAUCCUACGAGAGGAGUAA
This is a messenger RNA of Lindgomyces ingoldianus, 201 nucleotides long. RefSeq lists its product as uncharacterized. The record is from RefSeq and is a predicted model, not a curated record. The annotation marks the transcript as partial. Gene Ontology annotation, molecular function: nucleic acid binding. The transcript has a single exon. NCBI's taxonomy places the organism in Eukaryota, Fungi, Ascomycota, Dothideomycetes, Pleosporales, Lindgomycetaceae.